This is a messenger RNA of Dovyalis caffra, 912 nucleotides long. Lineage: Eukaryota; Viridiplantae; Streptophyta; Magnoliopsida; Malpighiales; Salicaceae. The record is from the annotation of a GenBank genome assembly.
AUGGACAACGAAGAGGUUCCAUCUGCUCCUUCAACCCCAGCAACACCAGGGACUCCAGGUGCUCCUCUCUUUGGUGGGUUCAAGGGGGAGAGAGGUGUGCAUGGUAGAAAAUCCCUAUUGAGAAGUUGCAAGUGUUUCAGUGUGGAAGAAUGGGCUAUGGAAGAAGGAAGACUACCUCCUGUCUCUUGCUCAUUGCCCCCUCCUCCUGUCUCACUAGCAAGAAAGGUGGGAGCUGAAUUCAUUGGCACUCUUAUACUGAUCUUCGCUGGGACAGCCACAGCCAUAGUUAACCAAAAAACACAAGGCUCAGAAACUCUCAUUGGCCUUGCUGCCUCUACAGGACUAGCUGUAAUGAUCGUUAUACUGUCAACAGGCCACAUCUCUGGAGCACAUCUCAACCCAUCCAUCACCAUUGCCUUUGCUGCCUUGAAACACUUCCCAUGGAAACAAGUGCCAGUAUAUAUUGGGGCACAAGUAUUGGCAUCACUAUGUGCUGCAUUUGCAUUGAAGGGGAUAUUUCACCCUAUAAUGGGAGGGGGAGUCACUAUUCCUUCAGGGGGGUAUUCUCAAGCUUUUGCUUUGGAGUUCAUUAUUAGCUUUAUUCUCAUGUUUGUUGUGACUGCUGUGGCCACCGACACCAGAGCUGUGGGGGAGCUGGCGGGAAUCGCGGUAGGGGCUACUGUAAUGCUCAACAUACUCAUAGCUGGGGAAACAACAGGGGCAUCCAUGAACCCAGUCAGAACAUUAGGGCCAGCCAUAGCUGCAAAUAACUAUAAAGCCAUAUGGGUUUACCUCACUGCCCCAAUCCUUGGGGCACUGUGUGGAGCAGGAACUUACUCUGCUGUCAAGCUGCCAGAGGAAGAUGGUGAUACUAACGAAAAAACAUCAGCCGCAAGGAGCUUCAGGAGGUGA